ACAAGUUUUUGCCGAACACAAGAGAUUUCAAACUUUCAGAACAAAGCUCAAUAUCUUCUUCUGUUAUAAAACAGUAACAGAACAACACUGAAAAUUAUAUUCAAGCAUUCAUCACUGAAAUUUAUCAAUCAAAUGGGGAAUUGUUCUUUCAAGGAUACAACUGGAGAAUGCCAUCACUCUAUCAGAGUUUUAACUGACACUGGUUCUAUUUUACAAUUCAAAGGUCCUAAAACAGUUGCACAAGUACUCGAAAAUCACCCCGGUUAUGGUGUUUUCCGACAAGGUUGUGCGUCAUCACCGUUAUCGGACCAAGAGAGCUUAAGCUAUGGUCUUGUUUAUUAUGUUCUUCCCUUGAAGGAGGACAAAAAAACUAGGAAUGAUGAGAGAGUAAAGAACGCGGCGUGUGAUUACGUGGAGAAUCUGUCGAAUGGUUCGGCUCUUGAAGUAUUGCCAUCGGCUAAAAAUGGUGUGUGGAAAGUGAAGUUGAUGAUUGAUACAAGACAACUAGAGGAGAUUUUGUCAGAAGAGGUGAAUAUUGAAGCAUUGAUUGAGAAGAUGAGGAUGGCUGCAACUGCAUACUCUAUUAGUAGUCCUACAAGGAGCAGAAGAACAAUGAGUACUUGGAAACUCGGAUGGAAGCCGACAUUGUUCAACACGUUCUUUGCGACCGGAAAAACUAAUAAAAGCAUUGUUGCUGCAGCUGCUACUGCGGUUACAGAAGGGUCAAAUUUAGAUUAGAGUUCUUGUUAAGAAAAGGCUUCCUAGUUCAUGCUCUAUAAUGAAAUUUAUUUAUGAGUAUGUUAAAUUGUUAAUGCUAUAUUUGGACGACUAGUCCAAAUAUCA
Molecule: messenger RNA, 843 nt
Organism: Trifolium pratense (red clover)
Lineage: Eukaryota; Viridiplantae; Streptophyta; Magnoliopsida; Fabales; Fabaceae
Exons: 1
Coding region: 133-738 (201 amino acids)
Source: RefSeq, a predicted model, not a curated record